Molecule: messenger RNA, 2139 nt
Organism: Zootoca vivipara (common lizard)
Lineage: Eukaryota; Metazoa; Chordata; Lepidosauria; Squamata; Lacertidae
Gene: SMG9
Product: SMG9 nonsense mediated mRNA decay factor
Biological process (GO): nuclear-transcribed mRNA catabolic process, nonsense-mediated decay
Source: RefSeq, a predicted model, not a curated record
AACGCUGCCUAGGCAAACGAAAGGCUCCGAAAGCAGCGCUGCAAUGCACACACUUGCCGCAGACUGAGCAUGCGUCAAUCCAAAGCCAACGGCGCUCACCCGUCCCCGGAGCGAGAAAUGACGCCCAGCGCAUGCGCGUUGGUUCAAGCAACGGUGGCCGACGAGGUUCGCACUCCUGCUACCUUCCGUGAUGCGCUGAUUCGCAGGACCGCAUUCUAACCGGCAUUCAACGAGGUGUUAUCGCCGCCUAAGGCUACCUCCUCCGCCUAAGGCUGCCUCAAGGGACGCUCGGAAGGUCUCUUUCCUGCGUAAGCGGGGCUGCUGGCUUUUACCGCCCCGCCGCUCAGGUCCUGCUUCCACAUGUCCGAGUCGGGGCACAGCCAGCCUGGGCUGUACGAGCGCCGUCGCCGCUGGAACCGUGACAAGGAGCUGGGUCACCAGAGCCUGUCUGGGCCGGGUCGGGAUCGUGACUACGUCCCCUGGGAUCGUGAGCGAGACCGGCGGGACCCAGUGGAUGAGCCGGUGGGAACCGUGAUGCAGAAGACACCCAUCAUCCUGGCCAAGCCACCUGCAGAAAGGUCCAAGGGGACCCCAACCCCCACUCCUGCUCCAGCGCCUGCCGCCACCCCUGCCAUAGAGAAGCCGAUUGUGCUGAUGAAGUCGCGGGAGGAAGGCAAAGGUCCCGCGGGGGCAACGGAGACAUCCGCUCAGCCCCCCGCUGCUGUCGCCAAGGUGGAGAAGGAGGGCCAGCGCCCCACACAGCCGGUCUACCAGAUCCAGAAUCGGGGCAUGGGCUCAACCGCACCCAGCAGCGUCAUGGACCCUGUGGUUGGCCAGGCCAAGCUGUUAGCCCCGGAGAAGAUGAAGCACAGCAUCAAGCUGGUGGACGACCAGAUGAACUGGUGUGACAGCGCCAUUGAGUAUCUCCUGGACCAAACAGAUGUGCUGGUGGUUGGAGUGCUGGGGCUGCAGGGCACAGGAAAAUCCAUGGUAAUGUCACUGCUGUCUGCCAACCAGCCUGAAGAGGAUCAAAGGACCUAUGUGUUCCGUACUCAGAGCCAGGAGAUCAAGGAGCGUGGGGGCAACCAGACCAGUGGUAUCGACUUCUUCAUCACUCAGGAGCGUAUCAUCUUCCUUGACACUCAGCCCAUUCUCAGUCCCUCCAUUCUAGAUCACUUGAUCAACAAUGACCGCAAGCUGCCUCCGGAGUAUAAUCUGCCUCAUACUUACGUUGAGAUGCAGUCCCUCCAGAUUGCUGCUUUCCUCUUCACUGUCUGUCAUGUGGUCAUCGUGGUACAAGACUGGUUUACUGAUCUGAGCCUGUACAGGUUCUUGCAGACAGCUGAGAUGGUAAAACCCUCCACUCCGUCUCCCAGUCACGAAUCCAGCGGCUCCUCUGGCUCGGAUGAGGGCACAGAAUACUACCCACACAUUGUUUUUCUCCAGAACAAAGCCAAGAGAGAGAACUUCUGCCCCCGGAACCUGAAGCAGAUGCACCUGGUUAUUGACAAGAUUAUGAUGCACUCUCACCUGAAAUAUAAGGGCACCCUCUCCAUGCUGGAAUGCAACAUAUUUCCUGGCCUUCCUCAAAGUUACCUGGACUCAGAGGUCAACCUGUUCCUACUGCCUUUUAUGGACAGCGAUUCGGAUGAUGCUCUGCCCAGGGCAGCCCCUGGGAGCGGCCCCCUCUUCUCCCUCCUGCCUGGGUACAAGGGGCACCCCAGUUUCCAGUCUUUGAUUGCCAAGCUUCGGAGCCAGAUUAUGUCUAUGUCCCGGCCUCAGCUCUCCCACACCAUCCUGACAGAAAAGAACUGGUUCCACUAUGCAGCUCGCAUCUGGGAUGGUGUGAAGAAAUCCUCUGCUCUCUCCGAGUACAGCCGCCUGCUGGCCUGAGCGUGACAUCCUUGCAUUGGUAGCUGCCGAACAGCAGCCAGGCUCCCCCCCCCCCGAGCUGGGUGGGCCAGGGCAUCUGAGCUGGCAUCCAGAGGCGCAAAGCGAGGUGUGUCUCCCAGAGAGGGAGCUGUUGGGGGUGGGCCCUAGCCCUCCUUCGGUGAUUCUAUGCAAGUUGCAAGGAGCAAAAACGCAGGAUUGGUGUGGUGUCCCUACUGGGCCACCGUACUGCCUGCCGCCCAGCAUGGG